CUCACCUCCCCCGGCCACCCAGCUACUCCCCAGAGUUCCCAUUAGCAGGUAAUAACCCCAGCCCUGGGGUGAUGAGGAUGAAAAUGUCAGAGUGAGAGGGUUUAGGGAAAGGAGCAGUGGAGCAGUGGAAAACGAGGAGAAAUGAUGUCAGAGGAAUCGCGACCACCGAUUGGAGUGGAGAUUCCAGAAGAGAGCCUAUAAAACGGGGAAAGUCAACACCAGGAACAAGCAAAGGGAGGGAAAAGUUGGAACGUGAGAAAUUCCAGGAACUUUUCAACAUCCUCUCUCUUCUCCUGUGUGUGUGUAAAUGUGUGUUCCAGACUAUCUAAAACCAAAGGGAAGGGAUGAGGUGUGUCCGGGUCCACAUCCACCCCAUUCUCACAUUCAGGGCGGCGAGCCAUGCCGAGCUCCCAGUAUUUUCACAGAUGGAGGCUGCGUAAAGAUGCUGGGGUGUGUGCUUCUCUCGUGUCUCCUGACGGUGACUCUGUUCCACUGCAGCGUAGACAGCCUUCGCCUCACCCAGGAGAGCCCAGAGUACCUGGACCCGGUGGUUCUGGAGGAGUCAGGCCUGCAGGCCCGGUCCAGUGAGCAAAAGGCAGCAGGGGCUUUGACGGCCAAGUUACUACUACUUGACCACCUGGACCGCCUGGAGAACGAUGUCAUCGAGACCAAGAUGAAGAGGAGCUUCCCAGGGUCCAACACUCCACUGGACCGCCUCUCCAUCAGCACCAUGGACCCUAAGGGCUCCAAGCAGAGGAAAGUUGUUGAACUGCCACGGAGGCGAGUGAGUGUUCCUAUCGACCGGAUCGGAGUGGGCCGUCUACCUAGCAGCCGAGGGUAGACCCCCCCCCCCAUCCACCCAUCCCCUUACUUGGACAGGGGAUUCUACCACAGGUAGAAGACGCAUGGAAAGCACAUCAACACCCCACGACAACUCCUCUUGCCCUACCAACCCCCAUCUCACCCCAUCACCCUACAUAAGUACACCAUGGCACAAAUCACUUCCUCGUUAAAGUUCUGAUGUGAAGUAAAAUACCCUCCCCCCACCCUUUCUCCCCACUUCCUUUCCCCGUCCUCAGUGGUGAUACUGUGGGGGGAUACAGUGUGGCAAUGUCCUAAAAAGCACAUCACUAACAUAGCAACACACUUAUUUACCCAUAAUGCCUGUGGGCACUCUUGCCUUUUUUGCUCGUUUGUAGUACAUGCACACAUGGUCUGUCUGUUCACUUUGACUGAAGGCUGACUGGGUGGCAAUGGCCUUGACAUUAAAAACUGAUUAUAAGACAACAA
This is a messenger RNA of Oncorhynchus mykiss (rainbow trout), 1290 nucleotides long. RefSeq names its product osteocrin (gene ostn). NCBI's taxonomy places the organism in Eukaryota, Metazoa, Chordata, Actinopteri, Salmoniformes, Salmonidae. Gene Ontology annotation, molecular function: signaling receptor binding. Gene Ontology annotation, biological process: hormone-mediated signaling pathway. The record is from RefSeq and is a predicted model, not a curated record.